Molecule: messenger RNA, 3838 nt
Organism: Archocentrus centrarchus (flier cichlid)
Lineage: Eukaryota; Metazoa; Chordata; Actinopteri; Cichliformes; Cichlidae
Gene: clcf1
Product: cardiotrophin-like cytokine factor 1
Exons: 4
Coding region: 393-1907 (504 amino acids)
Biological process (GO): positive regulation of tyrosine phosphorylation of STAT protein; cell surface receptor signaling pathway
Cellular component (GO): extracellular region
Molecular function (GO): cytokine activity
Source: RefSeq, a predicted model, not a curated record
AGGGGAAGAAAUGAGUUGUGACAAGUCCCGUGGUUCAGCGGCUCUGUCAAGUUGAGCCGUGAUGCGUCAACCCGGUGAAUCACCACCAUUACCGAGGAGGAGGAGGUGGAGGAUAACGAAAAAAGAAGAAGAAGACGAAGAAGACGAAGAGACAGGAUGGGAAGGAGGGGAGGAAAGAAGGGGAAAGGGUAUAAAAAGAGGAGGAGGAGGUACAUAAAGGCUCCACCGUCGCUCAGUCUGUCACAGACCACACGCACCAAGUCAGCGGAUCGUCAAUUUCAGCGCCAUCCUAAGACGCAAAUAGGAGAGAGGAGAUCAUUAUCGGGUUAUUUCUGCGCUUAGUGGAUGAACUUCUGAGUGCGCACCGACGUGGAUAAAAGGAUUUGAGGAAAAUGAGGAGGUUCUGCGGAGUCGAUCAACACCAGCUCGUCUUGCUAUUGGCCACUGCCAUGGCUACCGCUGUGGAUGCUCUCCACAACCUGGCCAGUGAGAGGAGUUCAAUACAGAGCACCUACGAGCUCACUAAGUACCUGGAGUAUCAGCUGAAAGAGAUCAAAGACGUAUAUCUGACCUAUCUUGGCCCUCCAUUCAAUGAGAAAGAUUUUUCCCCUCCACGGCCCAACAGUACAGCUCUGACCCUACCGAGUGCUGCCACUCGAGUGGACCAGUGGCACCGCCUGGAGAACAAAGCCCGGCUGGCCCAGAACCAAAAGGCCUACUCUAUUCUUCUGGGAGCCGUCAGAGAGCUUGCCCGCUCAACCCUCUGCCCUUCACUCAAGACCUCCCUGCUGCACUUCUGCACAGGUCUGGAUGGACUGCUGGGUUCAAUAUCUGCACUGAUGACUGCCCUCGGUGACACAAAUCCUACACAAACUCCAAACAUGAGAAGUAAUACUGGCGAGCUGCAGUAUUUACAGAGGGGAACAGGAGGUGACCGACCAGCUCCGCUCAUGAGCCAGAACCUGUACAGAUCCAGAGUCGGAUCUAGAUCGCUGUCUGGUCAGCGUGACAACCAAAGAAGUGGGGCAAAGUUAGUCAGAGGAGUUAGGGAAGAUGGUGUCACUAAGGACCUGACAGAAAAAAGGAGAGGAAAAGAGGGAAGGAGAGCAGAGGCAACUGGACGAAGGAAUAGUGGAUUGAAGGAGAGGGUAAGGGGAGAAAGAGGGAGAAGAGAGAAGAGAGAAGAGCCAGAGAGAGGAAAAUUGGGAGCCAGUGCAAAAAAAGCAGCAGGGAAGGAGGAAGAGGAGAGACAGGAGAGAAAGGGGGAGUUGGAGAGAUGGGUGGGGAGGAGAAGGUUGUUGAAUAUCAUGGAGGAUGGAGAGGAGCAGGAGAUGCAGCCCAGACCCUGGGUUGAAGUGUCAUAUCUUAGCACAGAAGGCUCUGACUCCCUUCAGCAACAAACAGCAAACCAGCAAGAAACCAGCAACCGCCAAUACAGCUACAACCUGAAUGCACAUCACUUAGACACACUCAGAGCAGAGGAUGGAUUUAUUGUAGAGGGAAACAGAGGCUCAGUGGUGGUGGAGGAGAAGCAAGCAGACACAGGUGAAUAUCUGAAGCAGCGUCGGUCACCUCGCUCACUCCUCUCCCCAACCCUCCAACCUCCUCUGUCCACACUCUCCCUCCUGUACCAGUUUGGAGCAGGUGAGGAGCACACCCUCCUCCCCCAACCAGUCCCUCUGUCUUUACAAAGGGGCACUUCCCUUCUCUCGCCUCCUUUCAGUCCACUCUUCACCUCCUCCUCCACCUCUUCCUCCUCUUCCUCCUCUUCACUCCUGUCAGUGCGGCCGACGAUGAAUGACUUCACCAGGAAGGUGGAGGGUUUCUGGAUACUGCGAGAGCUGCAGAGCUGGCUGUGGCGAUCGGCGAAGGACUUUAACUGCCUCAAGAAGAAACUCCGAGGCUGAGACACUGACAACACUAUCACACUCACGAACACACGCAGACACACAAAAGUGCAGUAUAUCGGAAAUCUAUUAUUUGCACAAAAUCUGAGUGGAAUCAAACUGACAGAUUUAACAGACAAAAGCACAUAAACACAUGCAUUCAUACCAUACUGGAAUAAGUGAAUGAAGGACUAUUUGGCAGGCCACCAGAAGUGCUAAUGGAAUAUAAGACACAAAGCCAACACAUUGCCAGCACUGUCACCCGCCUAAUGCACAUAGCAGCUCAUUGAACAAGACACACUGAGGCUGGGCUGAGUUACCGGACUUCACGGCUCAUAGAUCAACAGAAAUACCACUGUAGGUGGUUAGACACACAUACAAACGAGGGCAGACUGAGUGACAGGCGGCGAGACAGACAGUGCCUCCAUUGAGUGAAAACUGAUUCAGUCACCCCAGAUGUGUGAAUCAGCAAACAUUCAUUUUCUCUAAAGGACGAAGGGGAAAAAUUCUGAAUGGGCAAAAGACAAAAGAGGAGGAAAAAUGGCCGGAGGGAUGAUGGGGGUGCAGAGGAGGAGAGAAAGAGGCAGAAAAGGAAAGGAAGCUGAGAGGAGGCGUGAGUCAGGGGAUGACUCUGGAAAUAACCAGCAGAGCGGUAGUGCUGAGUAAUCACAAGUCAACUGGUCAGUUACAGUAACCCUACAACAGUGCUACACAUACUGUCCAGACACACAUACACACACUUAUUGUGGGGUUUCCUGCCUUAACAUGUCAUCUACUUGUAUGCCUUCAAUUCAGCGCUUCUAGUUUUGUACAACCUGUUAAAUAAUUCACUCCACAGUAAGAAAUAUUUAAUAAAAUCAGAAAAACUAAAGAAAUACUUCAUCGCUACACUGCAGUGGAAAACAUACUAAUGUGCUUGCUGAGGGAGAGGUUGAUGAGAAUGUCAAAACCACUGUCAUAUUUGUACAAUGAAUAUGAAUCUAGAGCCAGGAUUUGGUCAGCUUUAUUAAGCAUAAGGAAAAUCAUGAGAAAAUCUACAAGCCAGCAGCUCUAAAGCUCAUAUUUGAACGUAUUAUUUUUUCUUUUUUUUUUUCUUUUUUUUUUUUGAACCAGGCAAAACACAACUUUUAAAACACCAUGCUGCAAACCAGCAGAACCUGCAAGAGGUCACUGCUGUUUGGUAAAGAUCAGUCCUGCUCAAAAUCUUGAGUAUAAAGUUGCAUAACUUCAGCAUCCAUCUGAUACCACAAAUUGUAAUUUGUAUAUGUAUUUUUAGCAAAUGAGAUUUAAUAUGUUAUGUGUGUGAGGUACUGGAUAAUUUUUUUUGUAGCCAUUAGUGCCAUGGGAACAUUUUCUCCCUGUUCUCAACUUUCAUGUGUGCUUCAAAUGCCUUGUGCCAUAGCUACAGCCACUGAUUGUGCUUUCUCAAAUGCAACCCCCCCACCCUCCAAAAAAACCAACCAAACAAAAAAACAACAUGAAAGUGGACCUAUUAUGCUCAUAUUUAUUUAUUUAUUUAUUUUUAAAUAAUUGACUACUCUGCAUAGGUUUUGUGUCACCCCUUAUUUCUUUAGAUUUCGCUUACAAGGAUUGAGACCUUCUUGUGAUUUUUAAAGUGGUCUUAUAAGUUUUUUCCUUUGGACACUGGAAGAACGAAGUGGAGGAACGAAGUGACAAGGCUAAAAAUUAUCAACAGUAGAUGAACAGUAUCUGAAAGUCAUGUCCUUAAGAAAAAAAUCCAGCAAAAACCUGACACAGGACCGAAGAGAUUCAUCUGGAUCUUCACUUGAUGCAUCUGCUGUUCAUUGAAGCCACAUCAGAAAUGGUGUCAGUGGAAGGGUGGCUGUCAAAAAUCAGGGAGAAGAAGCUGAGGUAUGCCAAAUUACACAAGAACUGGGCUGAAAAACAGUGGCAACAGGUCUUAUAGAGUGAUGUAUCCAAAUUUGACAUUU